Molecule: messenger RNA, 4251 nt
Organism: Erpetoichthys calabaricus (reedfish)
Lineage: Eukaryota; Metazoa; Chordata; Cladistia; Polypteriformes; Polypteridae
Gene: lrrc66
Exons: 5
Coding region: 147-3857 (1236 amino acids)
Cellular component (GO): extracellular matrix
Molecular function (GO): protein binding
Source: RefSeq, a predicted model, not a curated record
GUGAUAUGUAGACUUUGGUCCACAGUUACGGUUUACACUUGAGAAGGAGCUUUUCAGGAACUGCCUCCUGUUCCUUCACAAGAGUUGCCUGAAACGUCUGUGGAGAAUUCAACAAGGAAACCGGCAUCUUUGUGGCAUUGUGCACCAUGGCCAAUCCAAAGGUAAAGAUCUUUGUUGCCAUCUUCUCCCUUAUUUGUGUUCUUCCUUGUGACUCCAAACCCUGGCGAGACCCGGCCGAAGCACCCUGUGAGCUGGCAUGUGCUUGUGAUGGACUCUCAUUCAUGAAUUGUUCAUCGUCAGGACUGUCCUCACUACCCAAGACUGUACCCUGCUGGGUGAGAACUCUGGACCUCACAUACAAUCAUUUCGCCUCAGUCUUUCUUCCUGCUAGAGAAGGGGAAACAUGGAAAGCAAGAGAUCUCCAACUUGGGCAUAGCAAGAUCAGCCAUCUGUUUCUGUGCUGGUGGCAUGAAGUCCAUGAAGAAGAGCAAAGGGGAGAUUUCAGGAUAGACGUUGGGAGGAACUGUGCUCCAGAUGUUGAAAUUUUGUCAGUCAGAGAUAACAUGCUUAGAAAUCUUCCUAAAGGUCUCCAGCAUCUUUCAUCACUACGAGCCUUAGACUUGUCCCACAACAAGAUAACGGAGAUUUUAGAGGAAGACCUUCAUAAUUGCAAGUCUCUGACAUCCCUUUAUCUUCAAAACAAUCAUCUUUCCACUAUUCACCCUGAAUCUUUCAAGACAACAAGAAACUUAAAGGUACUAAAUCUCAGUAAUAACAGGCUAGCCAACAUCCCUGCAACUGUUGUAACAACGCUAAGCAACCUGCUGGUAGAGUUUGAGGUGUCCAACAAUGAGUGGAUCUGUGACUGCAGACUGCUGCCAUUGAAAAGGCUGGCAUCCCCAUUAUUGAAAGACAGACGAGGAGCACAGCACAUUUUUUGCAAGAAACCGUCACACCUAUCAGGAUGGGAUUUGCUCACAAUGCAAGACUCUGAGCUGAUCUGUGAAGGAAUAGAUGACCAGCACACCACAGUUUUAUAUGAAGUGAUGGUGUAUGCUGGACAAAAACUGGUGCUUACAUGCUGUGACACUUUGAAGAAAAACUGCACAUUGGAAAACUGGUGGACUCCACAUGGACGAGUUUCAAAAAGAAAGGGAAAGUCCAUGUGGCUCAGUUGGGAAAGAAGCUUGAUUGUGAGGAACAUUAACGAUACAGAUGGAGGGCUUUAUGUGUGCAUUGCUGGAGGGACACAGAAGAUGAUAUCCAUUACUAAUGUCCAGAUAGAGAAAAACAAUAGUGGUGCAGCUGUUAGAAAGGUUAGAAAUGUUGAACCGCUGCCUAGACAAAGGACACAGUCUGAGUUCAUUUUGGCAGUCUGCCUGUCUGUCGUCAUUACCUUUAUUUGUUCCUUUGUGCUUGGGUUGCUGGCACGACCUUUCUUAGAGCGACUGUGGAAGAAAAUUCGUCCCCAGAAGAUGUCAGCCUCUGAACAUGUUUAUGAAAACAAUGCCUUCACAGAAGGAACUGAGAUUAAUGAUGAGAAAGAGAGAAUGGAGCUUGCUGGAGUGAGCCAAGGACAAGCUAAAAAUAACAGUGAACCUUUGACCAAUUUGCACUUAGUUCCUAUCCAUUCUACUACAUCCGAUCCAGAGCAGAAGCAACAUGUCCCAGCAAAUGCAACUGAAAAACACUGCAAAGCAGAUCCAAGUUCUCAGAUUUCCAAACCAUAUCCAGUCCUAAAUGAAAUUAGCCAGCCUUUGGGUGCGGCAGAUGAUCAGAUCAAGAUCAACAGUUUGACAUCCACUUCACUGGAGGAUGUUUCUUUAGAUGAUUCUGGGUCCGACUCUAGUCCAGAAAUGAAUGACAAAUACAAAAACAAGUGUAUUCGAGUGAAAGUGCAGAUGGAGUCACCUAAAGACAUUAAACCAAACGAUCAUGUUGUUCAAGAGACAAUUGAAAGUGACAAAGACAGCACCAAUUCUGAUAUGAACUUCAGGUACAUCUAUGAGACAUCAUACAACAGUCCUAGGUAUCCAGAGGAGACAUUGUGUGCCCAAAUAGUAUCAUUCCAAAAAAACUUGACAGAUCAAGACCCUGAUAUAAUAAAAACAAUAAAUUCUGAACUGGUAUGUGAAAUGAACAAAGAGGAAGGAGACUCACCAGGGAAUCUGGGAGAAGAGCAUUUCCUGAAUGAUUCUUAUUGCAUGCAGCCAGAUAUAAAAAAUGAAAGCUGGAUUGAUCUUGUAGGAACUGUUAGAGAUGAAGGUGGUGAGCAGGAUUUCUAUAGCCAAGUCACUUUUAGCAAAGUGAAAGUAGACGAUAUUAACAUUUACAAUGUUUAUUCAGAUUUUCCACAAUCUCAUCACUGUGAAAAAAUAAUUCUUACUGACGAAGAUUCAGAAAAUGAGCAAGACACACUUUCAGACGAAUUCACUUUUUUACAUGAUAAGAAAAUCCAUGAGGCACAAGGAAACUGCAGUCAUGAGUUAACUACAAGUGUUGACCUAGACAGAAUCGUUCAUAACCCUUUGAAAGAUGAUCAGUUAACGGAUUCUUAUAUUUUAAAAACUGACUGGAGCCCCCAUGAAAAUGCACAUGUGCCACAACCACAAUGGCAAACAGUAAAACUGAAUGAUGAAAACAAAGAGAAUUAUAAUGCACUCCAGCAGAGAUAUCUUGGUGAGGAUAAGCCAAGUGAAAAAAUGCAAGACUCUAUUAUCCACUCUGCUGUAAGUGAAGCACAUAUUUCAGACCAUUUAAAAUGGACCUCCAGGUUUGAUUGGCCGGUACUAACAGAGACAAGAGCUUUAUUAAGAUGCAACACUUACACAGAAAGAUUUCCAGUAGUGCACAAUGAGGGUGAAUUUAUUGAAUCAGCGCCAUCCAUUUCAAAUCAGCAGUUACUAAGUAUUAGUGGAAAAAAUACAGAAACCAAAAAUGUAAGCAGUGGCAUUAAUGAAGAAUUAGAGGAUUUUAAGUGGGCUGCCUUUGACAACUCAAACUGGGAUAACACUGGAGAAUCUUUGUUUUCAGAAUUGGGCAAAGAUGGAGAACAUCUUGAAGUUAGAAAAGAAAAAAUAGGAAAAGACCUCAGUGAGGACAGAGUUAGGAUUGAUAGAGAAGUAAUAACAGAAACACAAGAUAUAAACUACAACAUCCGGGGCACACAGAGUGACUCAAGCGGGUCCACACCAUCUCCGCCACUUAGGAAGAACUCACUUACCAAGAGUACACUGGGGCUAAAGGAAGCUGCCAGGCCAAACUCUGACAACUGCAACCAGUUAAAAGGACUCUUUGGGGUUACAGCUUGGGAUAACAUGACAUGGAGUGAGCAACACGCAGGAGAAUCGGAGUGUGAAUACAGUAAACACAUGUCAGAUUGUACAACAGACAUAACAGUCCUUCAAGAUACUGCUACUAAUAUUUGGUCAAUUUCAUCAGUUUCUGACAAAAAAACUAAAAUGAAUGACAAAACAUUAAACCCAGAAGGUUUCAGCUGCUCCAAAUUGGACAAAAUGUUAGAUUGUGAGGAUGACACAAUUAUUGAAACUACCUUCAGAGGAUUGUGUGGAAGCGAGAUACAUUUGGAAAGUGCAGACAACGAGAACAUAAACACUCCUCAGACUUUUAUAGAGACGCUUAAUGAAUGUCAGAGAUGUUCAAGUUAUGAUAACAGAUUAGACUUAGGAUGUGAUCACUUUUACAGUGACGAGGAAAACUUGGGAGAGAUUCUCAACAACCUUUUUUCAAGCACUAAAGAGAACAAACCAGAACCAGAAGUGAACACGUCAAGUCUACCACCCGAACAUCACACCUUUCUCUUACAAAGUGCACAGGAGGAUGGCAGUGAUGUGUAGACAGCUGGGCACAUUUACCUGAAAAACGUUUUUGUGGUGACCAACGUGCGGAAUACCUUGACAAUGUUUUACAGCUAAUAUAGAUACAGACAGACAGACAGACAGACAGACAGACAGACAGACAGACAGACAGACAGACAGACAGACAGAUAGAUAGAUAGAUAGAUAGAUAGAUAGAUAGAUAGAUAGAUAGAUAGAUAGAUAGAGCACAUGACCAUUAACAUGAAAUGCGUAAUCUCAAAAAUUUAGUUAGUGAUGCCUAUGAAAUCAAAUGACACAAAACACUAUUAUUAUGAAUUAAAAAACAGGACUGGGUAAAAUAAAUAAUUCUGUUGAUAUGUAUCUGUUAAAAUGUACGAGGACAGCUCUGGGCUCAAGAAUUUGGGUGCCACAU